AUGGCUGUCAGGGAUUCAUUAUCUAAAUACGACGAGAGCCUUCACGGCGGAGGUUACAUGGAGGGCGGCGCGAUGUACCAUGAACACAGGCUGUCGCACCCUCACCUCCCGCCGGUGCACUACCCCCCGCCCGCGGCGCCCGCGCACGCGCUACCAGGCGAACCGCUCGUGCACAAGAGAGACAAGGACGCAAUAUACGGGCACCCCCUGUUCCCCCUGCUGGCUCUGAUCUUCGAAAAGUGUGAGCUGGCGACGUGUACGCCGCGGGAUCCUGGUGUCGCCGGCGGGGACGUCUGCUCCUCCGAGUCAUUUAAUGAGGACAUAGCAGUCUUCAGUAAACAGGAGGGCCAGCGCCCCCAGAUAUUUGUCCGUUCUAACAAGAGCCGCCGCUCCCUCUAUCCGUCAAACAAAACGGAAGAGGACAGCGGGGACUUAAACAUUUGGAUAGGUCAAAGUAUAUUGGCCGAUUUGUCUUAA
This is a messenger RNA of Diatraea saccharalis (sugarcane borer), 477 nucleotides long. NCBI's taxonomy places the organism in Eukaryota, Metazoa, Arthropoda, Insecta, Lepidoptera, Crambidae. The record is from the annotation of a GenBank genome assembly.